Capra hircus (goat) is the source of this 968-nucleotide messenger RNA. RefSeq names its product complement component C8 gamma chain. Bases 280 to 888 code for a protein of 202 amino acids. The transcript has 7 exons. Gene Ontology annotation, cellular component: membrane attack complex. The record is from RefSeq and is a predicted model, not a curated record. NCBI's taxonomy places the organism in Eukaryota, Metazoa, Chordata, Mammalia, Artiodactyla, Bovidae. Gene Ontology annotation, biological process: complement activation.
GUGGACUCAGAGCCACCCAGUGGACAAGGACCAGAGGUCAACUUGGACUUUGGACACCGGACAUGGCGACGGGCCCCUGCCGGGAAGCGCAGGACCGAGGUCAGAUGUCCGGGGUGAGGCUGAGUUCACCCGGAGCCUGAGUCGGGGGUUGUCUGGCCCAGGGCAGGGGUUUCUGGCUGCGGGAGCGUGGGCAGACUUCCUGGGCGGGGCUGCUGGGCAGCAGCGGACAGCGGACUCCGACCCCGGACGUGGCCGUCUUGCUCUGUCCCUGCCAUCGCCAUGCUAACCCCCAGGAUUGCAGCCCUCUUGACUCUGCUCCUGGCCAGCAGCUCCCUGGGUCAGCGGGCACGGAGACCCCCGCGGCCCCCAUCCCCUAUCAGCACCAUCCAGCCCAAGGCCAACUUUGACGCCCAGCAGUUCGCAGGGACCUGGCUCCUGGUGGCCGUGGCCUCCCCGUGUCGCCACCUGCAGGAGCAGGGCCAUCGGGCUGAGGCCACCACUCUGCACGUGGCUCCUCAGGGCUCAGCCAUGACUGUCAGCACCUUCCGAAAGCUGGAUGGAAUCUGCUGGGCAGUGCGGCAGCUGUACGGAAACACGGGACGCCCGGGGCGCUUCCUGCUCCAAGCCCGGGGCGCCCGCGGGCCGGUGGACGUGGUCGUCGGGGACACGGACUACCGCGGCUUCGCCGUCUUGUACCUGGAGCGGGCGCGGCAGCUGUCAGUGAAGCUGUACGUCCGCUCGCUGCCCGUGGGCGACUCCUUCCUGAGUGUGUUUGAGCAGCGGGUCCAGGGCGCCAACCUGACCGAGGACCACACCCUGUUUUUCCCCAAGUACGGUUUCUGCGAGGCCGCGGACCAGUUCCACACCCUGGACGAAGCGCGGAGGUGAGGCGGGCGGCUGCCCUGUGGCAAGGAAGGAGCCGGCCUGGAGCUGGACCUGCCACCCCUCGUCCACCGCCCCCCGGAAGC